GCUCAAGAUUAAUGUUGAUGCCACAGUUGCGGUAAAUCCGUUGCGAUGUGGUGUUCAAUAAUCGCAGUAUUUGCCUUUUCAGCCACGAUUCUAGUGCAUCCAAGCACUGCAUUCACUGUUGUAUCUACAACUAGUAAAUCGGAUGGUUCUAACGAGUUAGACCAACUUGCUUCAAAAAUCGAACAAAUUGAACAUAACAUUCAAACUAUACAAAAAGUUUCGGAAAACCAAAAUCAUGCAAGUGUCAAAUCGCGUUUCCCGAAAAACUGUAAAGAAAUUCAAACCAAUGGUAAUACCAUUUCUGGCGUCUACACCGUCCAGCCAGAGUUUGCCCCAAAACCAUUUCUGGUUCUCUGCAACAUGGACAGCCACGGCGGUGGAUGGACCUACUUCAUGAACAGAUUUAACGGCAACCAAGACUUUUUCCGACGCUGGAAUGACUACAAGACUGGGUUUGGCAACCUCAACGACGAGUUUUGGUUAGGGUUAGACUAUUUACAUUUUCUGACAGGUUACGAAGUUAAUGAGCUGUUGAUAGAGUUGGAGGACUGGGAUUCGAAGAAAGUUUAUGCUCGUUAUGACGCUUUCAGCGUUGGUAAUGAAGGCGAGGGUUAUAUAAUGAGAAUAUUGGGAAACUAUAGUGGUACUGCUGGAGAAUCGUUGAGUUACCAUGGCGGGAUGAAAUUUACCACGACUGACAGGGAUAAUGAUCUGUGGAGAGAUGGAAAUUGUGCCGUUUAUAGAAGUGCUGGUUGGUGGUACAAUAAUUGUGUUGGAAGUCACUUAACUGGGAAAUACAUCAAGGAGAAAAGUAGUGCAGAUGCGUAUACUGUGAUGUUUUGGAAUACACUUCGUGGAGCCUAUAAUAUUAAAGUGGCCAAGAUGAUGGUAAAACCCAAAUAACAACACGUAAGAUAACCUAAUGUUAUUUCCUCAAAUAAAAAAAAAAACUUUUGUUAGGAAAAA
This is a messenger RNA of Zophobas morio, 966 nucleotides long. RefSeq names its product angiopoietin-related protein 1-like. The transcript is spliced from 4 exons. Bases 46 to 903 code for a protein of 285 amino acids. The record is from RefSeq and is a predicted model, not a curated record. Lineage: Eukaryota; Metazoa; Arthropoda; Insecta; Coleoptera; Tenebrionidae.